This is a messenger RNA of Pygoscelis adeliae (Adelie penguin), 3032 nucleotides long. RefSeq names its product PBX/knotted 1 homeobox 2 (gene PKNOX2). NCBI's taxonomy places the organism in Eukaryota, Metazoa, Chordata, Aves, Sphenisciformes, Spheniscidae. Gene Ontology annotation, biological process: regulation of transcription by RNA polymerase II. Gene Ontology annotation, molecular function: DNA-binding transcription factor activity, RNA polymerase II-specific; RNA polymerase II cis-regulatory region sequence-specific DNA binding. The record is from RefSeq and is a predicted model, not a curated record.
UUGUACCGCUAACCCUCAGUGAGAUCCCGUGCCGGGGAUUCGCCACCCUCCAGGAGCCGAAAAGGACGGGACGGGACGGCGUCGCCCCUCAUCCUUUGCGGAUAGACCGGCAACGAGCACACCUUCGUUUUCUGGACACAUCUCGGUUGUGAUCCCUACCCAGAAAAUCUUGUUUUCGGGGCGGUGGGAGGACGCUUGCAGGGCAGCGGCUCCCCGAGCACCCCCCAAACGGUUCUCGAUGUGACUCCCACCCAGGAUGCACCAUGUCUCCCCGGCACCGGCUCUGACGAUGAUGGCCACCCAGACGGUGCCCCCUCCUCCCUACCAAGACACCCCGCAGAUGACAGCCACGGCCCAGCAGCCCACCAAGGCACCCCAGGCGCAGCUGGAGGCCGACAAGCGAGCUGUCUACAGGCACCCGCUGUUCCCGCUGCUGACUCUGCUCUUUGAGAAGUGCGAGCAGGCGACGCAGGGUUCCGAGUGCAUCACCUCAGCCAGCUUCGACGUUGACAUCGAGAACUUCGUCCACCAGCAGGAGCAGGAGCACAAGCCCUUCUUCAGCGAUGACCCCGAGCUGGACAACCUGAUGGUGAAGGCGAUCCAGGUGCUGCGCAUCCACCUCCUGGAGCUGGAGAAGGUCAACGAGUUGUGCAAGGACUUUUGCAACCGCUACAUCACCUGCCUCAAAACCAAGAUGCACAGCGACAACCUACUCAGGAACGACCUGGGGGGGCCCUACUCCCCCAACCCCUCCUCCAUCAGCCUCCACCCCCAGGAGAUGCUGCAGAGCUCACCUGUGGCGCUGCCGCCCGCCUCCAACCCGCCGCCGGGCAUCGUGGUGCCGGCGGCCGCACUACCGCCAGGCAACUUGGCCAUGAGCGCUGGCAGUGGCUCACCCGCUGUGCCAGGUGGAGCCUUGUACCAGCCCGUGACGAUGGUGACGUCGCAGGGCCAGGUCCUUGCCCAAGCCAUCGCCCCCGGUGCCCUGCAGAUCCCCAACACCCAGGUGAACCUGGAUCUCACCUCCCUCCUCGACGGUGAGGACAAGAAGUCCAAGAACAAGCGAGGCGUCCUGCCCAAACAUGCCACCAACAUCAUGCGCUCAUGGCUCUUCCAGCAUCUCAUGCACCCCUACCCCACAGAGGACGAGAAGAGGCAAAUCGCUGCCCAAACCAACCUCACCCUCUUGCAAGUCAACAACUGGUUCAUAAAUGCCCGGCGGCGCAUCCUACAGCCGAUGCUCGACGCCAGCAACCCGGACCCAGCCCCCAAAGCCAAGAAAAUCAAGUCUCAGCACCGGCCCACCCAGCGGUUCUGGCCCAACUCCAUCGCCGCUGGGGUUCUGCAGCAGCAGGGUGGCAAUUCGGGGACAAAUCCUGAUGGCUCGCUCAGCAUGGACAACCUGCAACCCCUCUCGUCAGCCACGGCCACCAUGGCCAUGCAGCAGGCCAUGCUGGCGGCCCACGACGACUCCCUCGACGGCACCGAGGAGGAGGAGGAGGACGAGGAGGAUGAGGACGAGAUGGAGGAGGAGGAAGAAGAGGAGGAAGAGCUGGAGGAAGAGCCUGGUGGCCUCCCAGCGGCGCCCAGCGCCGACCUCGGCUUGGACCACAGUGACUCGCUGGAAUAGCUCCUCCUGCGCCCUCCCCAAAUCAUUGACGGCACCGGAAACAAAACUCCCGCAAAAAUGCCAAAAAAACCCGGCAAGAACAAAAACAAAAUUGGUGAGAAAAAAGCAAAUUGGAGGCGCUGGCAGAUGCCCUGGCUGCCUACGGGAGCACGGGGACCACCAUGUCGGCGUGUGGAAGUGAAGGACACAUGUUUACAAGGCACAUAUUGUGGCCAGAUUAAUUUUUUUUUUCAGGUUUUAUUUUUAUUUUCCCCUUCCCUUCGUUUUUGGUAAAAAAAAGCGUUUUUAGGGGAAGCUGUUUUUCCCCACGCGAUGCUUGGAUGCUGUUGGGCGACACCAGGUUUUCACCGUGGGCCACUGCGUCCAUCACUUGGAUUUCUUGGUGCAAAAAACCCCCAUCCCCACCCCAAGACUGAUGCUUUUUGGGUUCUUCCCCCAAAAAGAUGAUUCACAGGCAUAAAUAUUGGCACGCGGAGAAAAAAAAAAAAAAUCGGCGAGUGCAAAUUCUGCUUCAGGUCGGAUCUGAGGAGGGUUUGGCACUCUUGACCCACCGGAUUGCCCAAACCUCCCUGUUUUGGCCCCAAUCCUGUGGCCGUUUGGUGACUCCGGAUGCAACUUUCUGGAAAAGGGAGGAAAUUCCCCCAAAUCCUUUAAUUUAUGCGCUAAAAACCCAUCAAAUCUGGAAAAAAAACCCAUCCCAUCCUCGUCCUUAAGGGCUGAGACUGGACGCAGAGUUGGGGCAAAGGCUGCCGGGAGCAACUUUCCCAGGGUGUUUUGGCACCGAGUCAGGAAAAAAUGGGGGGGAAAAAGGGUUUAAAAAGUACAGAUUUUCACCCAAAAUUGAAUGGUGACCCCCAAGAUUUGCCCGGGUGGAAGGAAAUUCAAUAUUGUUGCUGGAAAGAUGGUUUCUCCUUGAUAUUGUCCACCCGCAUGGGAAAAUGGUGGUUUUACCCCAGACGAGCCAUGGGGGAGGGCGGCUCUGCAAAAAACCAACGUAUUUUGGGUUUUUUUUUUUAAAUGCUAGCAAAAGGGCAAAUUUCUCCUUAAAAUGUGGUGUGGGGGAAAUGCAAAAGCAAACCCGGGUGAUGCGGGGCAAAAAUAAUAAAGGAAUUUUCUUCUGCAGGUUCCUCCUGUAAAUGCAGGUUUCUGUAAGAAGGAUCUUUUUUUUUUUUUUUUGCGGCUUUUUGCCGGUUUUGUCAUUUUUUUUGGCUCUUGAAGAGUUGAGAAAAAAAAACAAAACGAGCAGCCGGGGGGGAAAAAAAAAACCGAGCGAUGCAAUGGGCAGAAAAGCCUAUUUUUCGAUACUGAUCUGGCGUGAAUGUAAUCUGUAAUUUCAUAAAGAAUUCAUUGUAAUUUAGUAUUAAUUCAUGGCCAUUUAUUAUAAAGUGCUACGAGAUGAGGU